CUCGAGGAAAAGAAGGCAGUAGGUGCAUGACAUAAAAGUGAUCAAAGCAGCCAAAAACAGACGAAGCGAAAAGCAGAGAUAUACAGACUGGAAGAAAAGGAAGGAGAAGAAAAAGGAAUAAUUAAACCCAACAUGCUGCAACGAAGGUGCUUGCAGUUUUGGAGCACAGAAAUGAGUGACAGUUAACUUUCUGCUAUUGUGGUUUUUCUCAGUCACUGAUUCUCAGCUAUGUCCACAGCCAUGACAACAUCGACGCCUUCAAAUUCCUCCCUCAGCUAUGUGGCCACCAGUGAGCUCCACUGCCCCUUGCUGGAGAAGAUGCUUAACCACUCCCUCAACAAAGACACGCAUGUCAACCUGUUGGUGGUCAGUGUGCUGGGGCUGGUGUCCUGCUUGGGCAUCCUGGAGAACGCUCUAGUCCUGUGGGUGCUGGGCUUUCGUCUGCGGCGGAAGACUGUGGCAGCUGUGUGGGUGAUCAACCUGGCGCUCUCCGACUUUCUGGCAACCCUGACGCUGCCCCUCUUCACGUACUACUUCUCUGUGGGACAUAGCUGGGAGCUGGGGCAGGCGCUCUGCUCGGCCGAGGCCUCCAUCUUCUUUCUCAACAUGUACGUCUCUGCCUUCCUGCUGGCAGCCAUAUCUCUGGACCGGUGCCUGUUGGUGGUGAAGCCUGUCUGGAGCCAGAACCAGCGUACGGUGGAGGCUGCCUGGAAGGUAUGUCUUCUGGGCUGGCUGUGGGCAGGGUUCAACACUGUUCCGUACUUUCUGUUUCGUAAUGUGACUGUUAAACGGGACAAAAGGAAGCUCUGCUACCAUAACUUUGCCCUCUACUCCUCACCCGCCACACUGGAGUUUGACUGCAAGCUACGGCAGGCUGCGACUGCAGUGUCCAAGGCACUUCUGGCAUUUUUGGUGCCUCUGGUUGUCAUUGCCGUGAGUUACGGAUACUUUUUCCAGCAGCUCAGGGCCCGAAGGCAGAGGCGGGAGAGCCGCCAGCUCAACAUAAUGGCUUACAGUAAAACAGACAGGUCAUCAGCUGGUGCAGAAAGACUCUCCAAAGGCUUCACAAAGAUGGUUGCUUCAGUGAUCGCCACUUUUGCCCUCUGCUGGGCACCGUAUCAUUUCUUCUGCCUGCUCGAGGUGGCAGCUCAGUAUUUUCCCAGUGAAUCGUACCUCGUGAAAUUGGUAGAGCAGGGGUUGCCUUUGUCUUCAGUCUUCGCCUUCCUGAACCCCGUGCUGAACCCCAUCAUCUACACCUUCAGCUGCCCACAUUUCUGCACACGGAUUCGCCAGAGCCUGGGGCUGCUCUUCGAGGGGCUGGUAGAGGAGGCAGGACCCUUAGUUUUGGCCACCAGCAGAAUAAUAAGGAGAGAUCCCAAUUCUCCAACGUCCCCCUCCUCACUCAGCUCCCCAACAACCCCCACCCUGCUGCGCCUCCCUCGCCUCUCACAGGGCUCUGUCAGCAUCUUCAACUUUAAGAAAUGCCCCACAGAGGAAUCAGGGCAAAAAGUGUGACAUAUAGGACUAAACGGUGACCAGUGGACUAUUUAAAGACCUGUUUAUGCAGUUUGGCUUUCUGAUCCUGUGAAAUACUAGUGUGAUAAGAAUCCAUACAAACUGUGCAACAUAAAAAAAACUCUCUCUCUCUCUCUCUCUGACCUUUCUUUCUUUCUUUUCACUGUAAUUUAGGUCACAGCAUUACAUUACAACUUUGAGAAUAUUAAAUGUGUGGACAACAAUGACCUGAAAGCUACCAUUCACUCUGUACAUAAUACAGUGAUUUUGUACUGUAUCCAAGAAUACAUAUUGAAGCACAUAAUAUAAAUAAAACCCAUAUAUACACAUUUUAUAUAUAA
Astyanax mexicanus (Mexican tetra) is the source of this 1856-nucleotide messenger RNA. Its product is annotated as prostaglandin D2 receptor 2. The record is from RefSeq and is a predicted model, not a curated record. NCBI's taxonomy places the organism in Eukaryota, Metazoa, Chordata, Actinopteri, Characiformes, Acestrorhamphidae. Gene Ontology annotation, biological process: positive regulation of cytosolic calcium ion concentration; inflammatory response; phospholipase C-activating G protein-coupled receptor signaling pathway. The transcript is spliced from 3 exons. The coding region runs from base 229 to 1515 and encodes 428 amino acids. Gene Ontology annotation, cellular component: plasma membrane. Gene Ontology annotation, molecular function: complement receptor activity; G protein-coupled receptor activity.